Molecule: messenger RNA, 2880 nt
Organism: Daldinia childiae
Lineage: Eukaryota; Fungi; Ascomycota; Sordariomycetes; Xylariales; Hypoxylaceae
Product: Importin alpha re-exporter
Exons: 7
Coding region: 1-2880 (959 amino acids)
Biological process (GO): protein export from nucleus; protein import into nucleus
Cellular component (GO): nuclear envelope; cytosol
Molecular function (GO): small GTPase binding; nuclear export signal receptor activity
Source: RefSeq, a predicted model, not a curated record
AUGGCUUCAGACCUGGGCCUUAUAGCCCAGAUGUUGGAUGCGACUCUCGACCCUGUGAAGCAUAGGAAAGCCGAGAACGAUCUCAAGGCUGAAGAAAAGAAACCUCAGUUUUCGCUACAGCUGCUCAAGAUAGUAGCGACCGAGAAUCUUCAACCCAAGACCCGCCUUGCCGCAGCACUUUGCUUCAAGAAUUACAUCCGACACAACUAUGUGGAUGAAGAAGGCAACUACAAGCUUCCUAUCGAGGAAGUUAACAUGAUAAAGCAAGAACUUAUUGGGCUUAUGAUUGCUUGUCCCUCUACCAUCCAAACGCAGUUAGGUGAGGCUAUCAGUAUAAUUGCUGACUCGGAUUUCUGGAGUCGAUGGGAUACCCUUGUUGCCGAUCUCGUAUCGCGCUUUUCGCCUGAUAACUUUAAGGUCAACAAUGGCGUGCUUGAAGUCGCACACUCUAUCUUCGUCAGAUGGCGGCCGCUGUACCGCUCUGAUGAUCUGUACACUGAGAUCAACCACGUUCUAAACACAUUCGCUGCGCCAUUCCUAAAUCUUCUGGGUGCUACGGACCAACAGAUCACUGCUCAUGCCAACGACAAGGAGGCCCUGAAGGGUUACUUCGACACGUUAAGUCUACUCAUCAAAGUGUUUUACGAUCUAUCCUGCCAGGAUAUGCCGCCCCAAUUCGAAUCGAAUUUGCCACACCUAUCGACCCUACUUCACAACUACUUAACCUACGAAAACCCGCUGCUAGAGACAGACGACGAUUCAGAAGCUGGCGUAGUUGAAAUAGUCAAGGCUGACAUCUGUGAAGUUUUGCAGCUUUACGUUACGAAAUUUGACGACGAUUUCGGCCGAUUCGCACAGGUUUUUAUUAAUAGCGCGUGGAAUUUACUCUCCGCAAUUGGACCCGAGACUAAGUACGAUAAUCUCGUCAGUAAAGCGCUACAUUUCCUGACGGCAAUUGCUGCAAACCCACAGCACUCCCGAGCUUUCAACGACGAAUCCGUUUUGGGACAAGUUGUAGAAAAGGUGGUGCUACCCAAUGUUGCGUUGAGAGAGUCCGAUAUUGAACUAUUUGAGGAUGAACCUAUCGAAUUUAUCCGUCGUGACCUUGAAGGGUCAGACACAGAUUCACGACGAAGGGCAGCUACCGACUUCCUAAGACAGCUUCAAGGCGAAUUCGAACAAUUGGUCACCAAUGUCGCAGGAAGAUAUAUUAACCACUAUCUGGAGCAAGGCAAGACGAACUGGAAGGACAAGGAUACGGCUAUCUCACUGUUCUUAUCGAUCGCAGCCAAAGGAGCGGUGACUGCAGCACAUGGCGUCAGGACAGUCAACUCGCAGGUCAAUGUAGUCGAUUUCUUUCAGCAGCACAUUGCUAAUGACCUUGUUUCCGAUGCGGGUGUCGAGCCAAUCUCCAAGGUAGACGCAAUUAAAUACCUCUACACCUUCCGAAGCCAACUGUCCAAAGAGCAAUGGCAGGCUGCGUUCCAACCCCUGAUCCAGAACAUGGGCUCGUCGAAUUACGUCGUUUAUACAUACGCAGCCAUCUGUGUUGAGAGGCUACUAUACUUAGCAGAUGAUUCUGGCGCUCGCUUUUUCGGUAGAGCUGACAUCGAGCCUUUCGCGAAAGAUCUCCUUGACCAUCUCUUCAAGCUUGUAGAGAAGGAGAACUCGCCGGCAAAGAUGCAAGAAAAUGAGUUCCUUAUGCGUUGUAUCAUGCGGGUGCUAAUCGUUAUGAACACUGGCAUCUCAAGUUUUGUUGAUAUGGUUUUGGAUCAUCUAGUUGGGAUCACAAAUAUCAUCAAAGCUAACCCGAGCAACCCGCGCUUUUACUAUUAUCACUUCGAAGCUCUAGGUGCAGUUGUAAGCUUCGGCUCGUCUGGUGGGACGGCAAAAUUAGAGGAGCGGCUAUGGGCACCUUUCAAUGCAAUAGUAACGGAAGAUGUAAACGAGUUCAUGCCGUAUGUGUUUCAACUCUGGGCCAAGCUACUGGAACUCGAACCAACCGGCGCACUUCCCAACCAAUACCAGGCGUUGGUACGACCUUUGAUGAUGCCAACGCUUUGGGAAACGAGAGGAAACGUCCCAGCGCUCACGAGAUUAUUAGCUGCCAUAAUACCUAGAGCAUCCCGCAUUAUAGUAGCAGAAAACCACAUUCAGUCGGUUCUAGGCAUCUUCCAGACUCUCCUUGCCGGCAAGAAGACAGAGCAGAACGCGUUCGAUUUGCUAGAGUCAAUUACUAUAUCUAUCGAGAGAAGCGCUUUGGAGCCUUACUUUAAAGAAAUAUUGUCUCUUCUUUUCACAAAGCUCCAAAAGGCCCCGUCUGAUUCGUUCAAGCUUCGAUUCGUACGAUUCUAUCACCUAGUGUCAGCCAGGGUGGAAGCAGGCUUAGGCGCAGAUUUCUUCGUCAGCCAAGUAGACCUGAUUCAGAACAAUCUAUUCACUCAGAUCUACCUUAGCAUCAUUCUCCCAAGCUCGGAGCUGCUUGUGCGCCCGAUCGAUCGCAAACUCGCCGUUAUCUCAUUCGCCAAGUCGAUGGGAGAUAGCGCUGCCUUUGCCCAACGUUACCUCAAGGGGUGGCGAUUCACAUGCGAAGCGAUGCUGAAGUUGCUACUAAAUCCACCAAAGGUAGCAGGAGGGGUUGGGGAUGAUGUAGUUAAUGAGGCGGACGUAGACGACAUCGGCUUCGGCUUAGGUUUCACUGCUCUCAAUACAUGCAAAAAGACUGCUCGAGAUGAUUACGCCGAGAUCCAGGACAUCACGAUUUGGGUGCGGCAAUACCUUACUGAGGCUAAUGCUCGACACAAUGGCGCAAUUGCCCAAUAUUUGCAGGUGAGGCUUACGGACGAGGGAAGACGAGCAAUGGCAAUCUACGUAAGCUAG